Molecule: messenger RNA, 1397 nt
Organism: Lathyrus oleraceus (garden pea)
Lineage: Eukaryota; Viridiplantae; Streptophyta; Magnoliopsida; Fabales; Fabaceae
Product: serine/threonine-protein kinase Aurora-3
Exons: 7
Coding region: 344-1174 (276 amino acids)
Biological process (GO): protein phosphorylation
Molecular function (GO): ATP binding; protein kinase activity
Source: RefSeq, a predicted model, not a curated record
UCCCAUUUUUAUCAAACCCUGGAAACAUAAAACGUAAAACGGGAGAAAAUCCCCUUAAAACGAUUCAAUGUUUCAAACCAGUUAAAAUGAAGACCCGUGAAACCUGACCGGUUACGUGAACCGCCCGAUCCUAAAAAAUCGCCAAUUGUGUUUUUUUUUUUUUUACGUUUUCCCAAAAGGAAUCAAAUUCAAAUUUUCUUGUUCCCACUUCUUGUCACUGCUUCUGCCCGUGAGAACCCUCGGCACCGUCGUUCACGUACAGCCCGGUCACGCUCACUGUUUCACAUUCGCCGCCUUUCAGUUUCUCUGUUUCGCGAUUCCGUUUCUGCACGUCAUUUCAGAAAUGAAUCAAAAUCUGCAACGGGAAUGGUCCUUCAAUGACUUUGAGAUCGGAAAGCCACUUGGGAAAGGGAAGUUCGGCAGAGUCUAUGUCGCCAGAGAAGUCAAGACUAAAUUUGUGGUUGCAUUGAAGGUUAUAUUUAAGGAACAACUUGAAAAGUAUAAACUUCACCAUCAACUGAGGAGAGAAGUGGAGAUCCAGAUCAGUCUUAAACAUCCAAACAUCUUGCGUCUCUAUGGUUGGUUUCAUGAUUCCGAGCGUGUUGUCUUGAUUCUUGAAUAUGCUCAUAAUGGUGAGCUAUACAGGGAGCUUAGCAAAAGACAUCAUUUCUCAGAGAAGCAAGCUGCAACGUACAUUUUAAGCCUGACAGAGGCAUUGGCAUAUUGUCAUGAGAAGCAUGUUAUUCACAGGGAUAUCAAGCCUGAAAAUUUGUUGCUCGACCAUGAGGGUCGUCUUAAGAUUGCAGACUUUGGUUGGUCUGUACAAUCUAAAAUGAAAAGACAAACCAUGUGUGGGACAUUGGACUAUUUAGCUCCUGAAAUGGUAGAAAACAGAGGUCAUGAUUAUGCUGUUGAUAACUGGACUCUUGGUAUCCUUUGCUAUGAGUUCCUUUAUGGUGCUCCUCCAUUUGAGGCUGAGAGUCAAAUUGAUACCUUCCAAAGGAUAAAAAAUGUUGAUUUGAUCUUCCCUCCUAGCCCUAUUGUUUCUUCAGAUGCCAAAAACCUUAUAAGACGGCUCCUGGUAAAAGAUUCCUCAAGAAGGCUCUCACUCCAGAAGAUAAUGGAGCAUCCUUGGAUAAUCAAGAAUGCAAAUUGUAUCGGUGACUGCGCGUAGUAUCAACUUUAGUCACUCGUGUAUAAAUAUUUUCUGGAGGGAUUAAGUUCAUCUAGAAUUGUAAUAUGAUGAAAGCACAUUAUGUGUUUUUCAGAAUUCAAAUCAUGAUUGAAAAGCUAGAGACCAGAUGAGCAACCGAGGCCUAGUUUCCUGUCACAUUUUUACAAACAAAUUCUUUGACAUCUUUGAAUAAUGAAAGCCAAAAAGAGCCAGAAUCCAAUAA